This is a messenger RNA of Hyphopichia burtonii NRRL Y-1933, 2875 nucleotides long. RefSeq names its product rRNA-processing protein (gene UTP21). Gene Ontology annotation, molecular function: protein binding. The record is from RefSeq and is a predicted model, not a curated record. Gene Ontology annotation, cellular component: Pwp2p-containing subcomplex of 90S preribosome; small-subunit processome. Gene Ontology annotation, biological process: rRNA processing. The transcript has a single exon. Bases 34 to 2847 code for a protein of 937 amino acids. NCBI's taxonomy places the organism in Eukaryota, Fungi, Ascomycota, Pichiomycetes, Serinales, Debaryomycetaceae.
CACCAUCAAGACACCGUCAAGAGCAAAACAAAUAUGGUUGAAGCAGAAAAAAGAAGAAAGCUCGAGAAUGUGUCUAAGAAGACAGUGAGACCAUCCAAAAUCUUCAGUCCGUUCCGGGUUCUUGGUAAUGUUUCCAACGAAAUCCCAUUUGCUUUGGGGACUCUAGGAUCAACUUUUUAUAUGGUUACUUCGGUCGGACGUUCGUUUCAAAUCUAUGAUGCAGCAACAUUGCACUUACUUUUCGUAUCGCAAUCACAAACCGCUUCCAAGAUCACUUGUUUGGCUGCUCAUUACCAUUAUGUAUACGCUGCCUAUGCCAAUAAAAUUGGUAUAUAUAAAAGAGGCCGUUUGGUUCAUACGUUAGAAUGUGAAUCUGCAAAUGCCACCAUUCAUAACAUGUUAAUAUUUGGUGAGUAUCUCAUUGUCACUUCUUCAAAUGGAGAGAUUUCCAUUUUCAAAAAACCAAAUAACUCAAAAUUUCCAACUGAGUUAUAUACUACUUUGAAAAAUAUUAAUGUUCAAUUAGAUGGUGAAAUAAUUGGUUUGGUUCAUCCUGCAACUUAUUUAAACAAAAUCGUGGUGGCCACCACUUCAAGUAUUUACUUGUUUAAUGUUCGUACCGGGAAAUUAUUAUUCAAAUCUCCCGAUCAACAAUUCAUGGAAAAUAUCUCUUCAAUAGAAGCAGCUCCAGUUUUAGAUAUUAUUGCUAUUGGUACUGCGGUUGGUAAUAUUUUCAUUUACGAUAUUAAAAAGGCUAAAAUCUUGGGUAAUAAAAUCGUGGCUUCUCCUCAAGAUAUUGGUGCUCGUGUCACUUCAAUCUCUUUUAGAACUGAUGGCUCCCCCCAUUUGGUGGCUGGAUUAAACACUGGUGAUUUAUUCUUCUACGAUUUAGCAAGAAAAGCUCGUGUCCAUAACUUAAGAAAUGCUCAUAGAGAAGCUCAUGGUGGGGUUGCUAAUGUAAAAUUCUUAAAUGGUCAACCGAUAGUGGUAACUAAUGGUGGUGAUAAUCAUUUGAAAGAGUAUGUUUUCGACCCAGCAUUAUCAACGACAAAUUCUUCCAUUUCGUCUCCUCCCCGUCAUUUAAGAUCUAGAGGUGGUCAUUCUGCUCCUCCGGUAGCUAUUGAAUUUCCUCAUGAAGAAAAAUCUCACUUUGUUUUAUCAGCAUCAAGAGAUAAAACAUUUUGGUCCUUUUCAUUAAGAAAAGAUGCUCAGGCUCAAGAACUUUCACAAAGAAGUAAAAAAAAUAAUGAUAAAAAGAGGAAAGGUGGUCCAGUGGCUGGUGUAAACGAAAAAUUCCCAGAAAUUAAUAGUAUUGCUUCUUCUCAAGCUCGUGAAGGUGAAUGGGAAAAUGUUCUUACUGCCCAUAAAGAUGAAACUUUUGCUAGAACUUGGGAUUCUAAAAAUAAAAGAGUCGGUCGUUAUCAAUUAAAUACCGUUGAUGGUGGGUUUGCUAAAAGUGUUUGUGUUUCUCACUGUGGUAACUUUGGUUUAGUAGGUUCUUCAAAUGGUGGUAUUGGUUCUUUUAAUUUACAAUCCGGUCUAUUACGUAAAAAAUAUAUCUUACAUAAGAAAGCUGUCACCGGCUUAGCUAUGGACGGUAUGAAUCAUAAAAUGGUAAGUUGUGGUCUUGAUGGUAUAGUUGGGUUUUAUGAUUUUUCUGGUCUGAAAUAUUUAGGUAAAUUACAACUAGAUGCUCCUAUAACUUCAAUGAUUUAUCAUAAGUCUUCUGACUUGAUUGCUUGUGCUUUAGAUGAUUUAACAAUAGUGGCCAUUGAUGUCACUACUCAAAAAGUCGUCAGAGUUCUUUUCGGUCAUACAAACCGUAUUACUGAUAUGGAUUUUUCUCCUGAUGGUAGAUGGAUUGUUAGUGCUGCAUUAGAUGGUACCUUAAGAACUUGGGAUUUACCUACUGGUGGAUGUAUUGAUGGGGUAAGAUUACCUAAUGUUGCAACUACCGUCAAGUUUUCUCCAAUUGGUGAUAUGUUAGCUACCACUCAUGUUUCAGGAAAUGGGAUUUCAUUAUGGACUAAUAGAGCUCAAUUUAAACCUAUAUCUACUAGACACGUUGAAGAAGAAGAGUUCUCAAAUAUUUUAUUACCUAACACUUCAGGAGAUGGUGGCUCUACCAUAUUGGAUGGUGCUCUAGAUACCGAUGAACAAGACUUCGAUAUCAACCAAACUUACACCACUCUUGACCAAAUAGAUGAAUCCUUGGUGACUUUAUCGUUGGGCUCAAGAACCAAAUACAAUACCAUUUUGCAUUUAGAUAUAAUCAAACAACGUAAUAAACCAAGUGAGGCUCCUAAAAAGGCAAAACAAACUCCAUUCUUCUUAUCUUUAAAAGGUGAAGCAGUUGGGGACAGAGCAUCAGUGGCAGAAGGUAAAGUUUCUAAUAAUGAUCCAACUAAUGAAGAAGAUGAUUCAGAAAGUAGAUUACUCAAAUUAAGAAAUGGCGACAGUCAUAAUUUUGAGUCCGAAUUCACAAAACUUUUAAGAAAGGGCAGUGACAAGAGAGAUUAUACUGACUUUUUGAAUUUCUUAGUCAACGCUUCUCCUUCCAUCAUUGACCUCGAAGUUCGCUCUUUGAAUUCCUUCCCACCAUUAACCGAAAUGGCAACCUUCAUUGAAGCAUUAUCUCAAGGCUUAAAUACCAACACCAACUACGAUAUCUACCAGGCUAUUUUCUCCUUAUUCUUAAAGAAUCAUGGUGAUGUUGUCCAAAAUUUCCCUAAUGAAACAAGAUUACAAGAAGCUUUACAAGAAUGGAGUGAAUUAGAUAAUAAAGAAAAACUAGACGAUUUGGUUAAGUACUGUUCUGGAGUAACAAGCUUCUUAACUACUGUAUAAUUUACGUAUCAGGUUAAUAGAUCUUUCA